Messenger RNA from Rhopalosiphum maidis (corn leaf aphid), 867 nucleotides. It is a transcript of the gene oaf, whose product is annotated as out at first protein. NCBI's taxonomy places the organism in Eukaryota, Metazoa, Arthropoda, Insecta, Hemiptera, Aphididae. The transcript is spliced from 5 exons. The record is from RefSeq and is a predicted model, not a curated record. Bases 1 to 816 code for a protein of 271 amino acids.
AUGAACAAUAUUUUAAAAAUAUAUUUUUACAUUUUUUACAUUAUUUUAUUUUAUAGUUGUCAUUUUUCUUGUUUAGUUGUUAACGUAAAAGAUCAGGACGGCGGCGUUAUAAAAGAAAUUAUAAAUGCAAAUAUAACAGAUGAUACGAUUACAGUUGAAUUACAACUUCCUGACUCUACAUUAAUCACACAACAUAUUGAUUUUACAAAGGAAGUGCAAAUAGUACAAGUGUUGUUGCUUGGAGAAGAAGAACGUGGUCAAAAGCCAUAUCAAAUACUUUGUUUUGUGAAUCAUGUUCAAGCAAAUGAAUUUAUUUCACCAGAUGCAAUGUCAAAACUCAGACAAAAAAAUCCAGGUACAAUUCGAGUUGCAGAAGAUAAUAAAGGUUUAUUUAAUAUUUCAAUAGAUAUGAAAAUUAAAUUAAAAGAUAGCAUUUAUAUAUCACAACAUGUUGGAUCAUUAUGUUCUGAAGCACUAGAUACAACUUUCACUAGCAAAGUUGACAUUGAUAAAUGGGCUACUGUACCAGGCAUGUAUUUGGGAAAUUUGUUACAAGCUGUUGAAUAUAUUAACUAUAAAGCACCAAACUCUAAUUUAAAACUAUGUCGAGAUACAGGAAAAGUCUGGUCACACUGUUUAUGUACAAUGAAAGUUAGCAUUCCUUGGUACCCUUGUGCAUUAAAAUUUUGCAAAGAUCAUAUUGGUAAAAAAUCAACAGCAGUUGACAGUUAUCGGUGUGGUAUACAAACUUGUGGUAAAAUUAUGAACUUUAUGUACAGUGUUAAACACAAGCAGCAUUGUUUGACAAUUGAGUAACAUAUUGUACCAUUGUAUUAUUGUCAUGUAUUAAUAAAGUAAUUUAAACUU